Messenger RNA from Rhagoletis zephyria (snowberry fruit fly), 1797 nucleotides. RefSeq names its product putative nuclease HARBI1. The record is from RefSeq and is a predicted model, not a curated record. NCBI's taxonomy places the organism in Eukaryota, Metazoa, Arthropoda, Insecta, Diptera, Tephritidae.
UACCUUUAAUUUGAUGUACACAUUUUAUUGAAUUCUGCUGUUGAUAGGCCCGUCAGAAUGGGUACUUGUACGUCAGUACCGGAAAAGUAUGCGAAGGAAGUGGCGUACGUCACGUAGAGAUACGCCACAUUGAGGUAUUGCGUUUGUAAACAAAAAUCAGCUGUUCUUUAUUACCGCCAAAUUUUUCGCUGCGAAUAAAUCUAAAAAUUUAUAUUUGUUAUUAUCAAAAUAAUAAAUUAACUUUGAAAAUGGAAGCUUUUGAAGUAAUUUUAAUUACAUUAAUAUUGUUGGAAGCCAUGGAGUGCUUCAAACGUUUGUAUGGCAAUCGGAGAUGGUGGGUACGACCAGCUCUACGAGAUCGUGAAGCAAAUGGUUUCUUUGCCACGCACUUUUCCUUCCCACAGGAGUUUAAAAAUACUGUUAGGAUGUAGAAGAAAGUAUUCGACCUGCUCCUUAAUUUGAUCCGAGAAAAACUUACUAAAAACUCGAAUCGACCGUCUAUUUCUCCCGAAUGCCGGCUUUAUUUGGCCCUGUGGUAAGUUGUAUAUUGCUCACAUCUCACACAUAGUAAAAAUAUAAGUAAUAAUGUGGGUUUAAUUUAUUCUUAGUUAUUUGGCUCAUGGUGGAGGUAAGCCUUUUUACGCCUCUUCAUUCAAGGUCGGACUCUCCACAAUGAAGGAAAUAGUUGGAGAAACGUGCGACGCACUGUGGGAAGUGCUUGGUCCCGUGUAUGUCUCAUUACCACAGAAUGAUGAGUGGAAACGAAUUGCCAUUGAUUUUUAUACAAUGUGGGAUUUGCCGAACUGCGUCGGGGCAAUUGACGGCAAACAUAUAAACGUAUUUUGUCCGUCAAACUCUGGCUCUCUCUUCUACAACUACAAGGGAAAUUAUUCCAUAGUUUUACUUGCAGUAUGCGACGCCAAUUAUACAUUUACUGGAAUCGAUAUUGGCGCUUACGGUUCCCAAAGCGAUGGCGGUGUCCUAUGGAAUUCGGGCUUCGGCGAAAACCUUUACGGCGGUACUCUGGAUCUGCCUGAAAAUGAUGUUCUACCAGGUACAAACAAUUGUUUUCCCCAUUACUUUGUUGGCGAUAGUGCGUUUCCGUUGAAACCAUUUUUGAUGAGACCGUAUCCAGGAACAAACUUACCACCAGACAGGCAAAUUUUUAACCAACGAUUGUCCCGGGCUCGUCGGGUCAUCGAAAACGCGUUUGGAAUUUUGGCGUGCCGGUGGAGAAUAUUAUUAAGUCCACUACAAAUGAGCCCCGCUUCUGCCGAGAAGAUCGUGAAGGCCACUGUCGUGUUGCACAACUAUGUAAAAAUGCACGAUGGUAGCUAUUGUCCCCCUGAAGCAAUUGAUCAAGAAAUCAAUGGCGAAGUGAGAAGGGGCUUAUGGCGAAAUGAAAUUCCUGCCCCCUUACAGAAUACUAGGCGCAUGGGCUCAAACAACGCUUCCUACAAUGCUUUUAAAUUGAGGGAUGAAUUAAAAGAUUAUUUAGUAUCUCACCCCCGAAGAACUCAGUAAAGAAGAGUACAUGCAAGUACAUGUAGUGCAAAUAAUUAAAAUAAAUAAUUACUUUUAAUUCUAUAAUUCUGAAAGAUAUUUUAAUUCUCUAUUUUUGAUAUUAACUAAUUCAAAAGGUGAAGUAAUAACGAAGUUAUUAGUCAAACUAAAAAGUUCACGUUCACGCUCGCAAUGAGCUGUAUAGCGGGCUUAAAAAUAUUAACUAUCAAACAGUGGCCGAAAAUAUUAUGGCCGCACCACGUAUUGACAAGUUUUCACAUUUUUGUUACUUAA